AAAAACGAGCAUACAAAGAGUGAUAUGAAGAAGGUAAAACUGUGACAGUGGGAAUUAAACAUAAAAAUAGCUCCGGUGACGACAGGAAUAUCUAACCUUAUGCCCUCGGCUACCGGAACUGUGAAGCAAAAUAGAUAAAGUACUUUGGAUUUGUGUGGAUGAUAUUACGUCAAACAUCCUUCCAGAAGAACUACAUAAUUGAAGUCCUCUUUGAAAGUAGUAGAAUAGAUUAAAACAUGCAAUGAAGUUCCCAAGAAAUAUUCAGUCGCUGUUGCUGCAAGAAAAGGAGGAACUAACCCUAUAGGGCAGCAGAAGGGUGGGGCGACUAUGCCCAGUAAUGAAGAAUGUGGGAUCCGAGAUGUUUGGGGUCAUAAUCUCGAAGAAGAAUUUCGAACAAUUCGGCAAGUCGUACAACAGUAUCAAUAUAUUGCAAUGGACACUGAAUUUCCUGGAGUAGUUGCUAGGCCCAUUGGUGAAUUCAGAACUAGUGCUGAUUAUCAGUAUCAGUUAUUACGAUGUAAUGUAGAUCUCUUACGAAUAAUUCAACUCGGUCUUACAUUUCUCGAUGAAUCGGGAAAUACACCUGGUGGUAGUUAUACGACAUGGCAAUUUAAUUUCAAAUUUAAUUUACAAGAAGAUAUGUAUGCACAAGAUAGUAUAGAUAUGUUGCAAAACAGUGGUAUACAAUUCAAAAAACACGAAGAAGAAGGCAUUGAUCCAUUAGAUUUUGCUGAACUAUUAAUGACAUCGGGAAUUGUUCUUGUUGACGACAUAAAAUGGUUAUCCUUUCAUUCUGGUUACGACUUUGGCUAUCUAUUAAAACUUCUUACAGACCAAAAUUUACCACAGGAAGAAAGUGAAUUUUUCGAACUUCUUAGGAUAUAUUUUCCAACAAUAUAUGAUGUAAAAUAUUUAAUGAAAUCUUGCAAAAAUUUGAAAGGGGGCCUACAAGAGGUAGCAGAACAAUUGGAAAUUCAAAGAGUUGGACCACAACAUCAAGCUGGAUCGGAUUCGUUACUUACCGGAAUGGUUUUCUUUAAAAUGCGAGAGAUGUUUUUCGAGGAUAACAUUGAUGAUGCAAAAUAUUGUGGUCAUUUGUAUGGUUUGGGAACAUCAUUCGUUGUAAAUGGUUCAGGAGGAUAUCUAGACAGUAAUGGAGAUAAUUCUUCGUCUUCGUAAUGUUAAAAGCUAUCACAUCUCAGUCGGAACAGAUUAUUUCAUUACAAAUAAAAUGUUAUAAAUAAUGUUUCACUUAAUGAUCAAGCGUAUAGUUCAUAUUCACAAUAUUACAUUCAAAUCACUGCUGUAGAUUAUAAAAUAUCACUAAUUGAAAAUGAAACUAUAGGAAGAUUUUUUCAUAUUUGUGCAUUUUUUGUAUCCUCGAAUUUGAGUCGAAUUUCGUAGGUUUCUCUUCUGUGAUACGUGCUAUUAAUCGAAAAUAUUUACAAUACUGAACAACAUAAAAUAUGUAAUAUAGUUUCUUUACAAGUGUUUAUGACAAUAUUGGUAUACAAGACAAUUGCAGUACAAAAGAAAAAAAAAGGAAACAAAUCUACUUUUAAGAAUUUUGCAAAAUCUCUAUUGGGAUAUGGAAGGUUGGUUAAGUAUAACAAAAAAAAAAAAAAAGUUAAGAAAAAACAAGAUUGCAUUGUUUAAGUACAUCUAUCAGUGUUCAUAUGUACAUUUAUCACGCAAUGCAUUUAUAGAUCAGUACAUUUUUAAGCCUGAUUUCUUAUUUAAUGUUUUAAUAAAUAUUCAUCAAAAUUACGCUUUGUGCAAUUUUAGAUCAACUGAAUAAAAUAUUAAUAUGUAGUAUUUGAAAACAAAAUUCUAUAAUUCUUAUGAAUCUGAUUUUAUAGAAAACACAAUUAGCAAAAAAAAUUUUUUUAUUAUUAUUAUUAUUAUUUAUUUUUCAGGUAGGAUCUCUUAUAUUAUACUACAUAUUUUUUAUUGUGAGAAACGCAAUUAUGAGACUAAAGAUAGAAUGAUCUUCUGCCACACUUUAAAAAUGGACAUCGCAAAACACAUUUCUUUUGUAAAUAACACGUCGUUCCAGAAAUACAAUAAACA
This is a messenger RNA of Apis laboriosa (Himalayan honeybee), 2070 nucleotides long. RefSeq names its product CCR4-NOT transcription complex subunit 7 (gene Pop2). The record is from RefSeq and is a predicted model, not a curated record. The coding region runs from base 328 to 1179 and encodes 283 amino acids. Gene Ontology annotation, cellular component: CCR4-NOT core complex; P-body; CCR4-NOT complex. Gene Ontology annotation, molecular function: nucleic acid binding; poly(A)-specific ribonuclease activity. NCBI's taxonomy places the organism in Eukaryota, Metazoa, Arthropoda, Insecta, Hymenoptera, Apidae. The transcript is spliced from 8 exons.